UUCCUUCAUUCUUUACUUUUUUUUUUUUUUAAUUCCUCUGGCAGUGAGCCAUAUAGUGGGAUCUGACGUAGGAUUUUUUUUUUUAAGGCAUAUUUAAACUCUCACACACUUAUGUAAUGAGAAUUUCAGUGUCAGAUUUUUCUGCAGGAUCCCACUUAGUCUGUUAAGAACUGUCUAUUUAAAUGCUGCAGCUUUCAAUUGAAAACUAACUCUUGGCUCUUUUAAAGCUGACAAAUGAUUAAUGGAAUUGAUUCCUUCGGAGACUCCUCAGAUUGUUUCCUGUAAGAUCCCAUUCAUUUGUGAAUAAGAACAAGAUCUGGUUUAAAAAAAAAAAUACCUGAAUCAUACCCGGGAGUUGGACAGAGGAAGCCGAGGCUUCACCUCGCACAUCAGAAACAUGGGCUGCGAUCGGAACUGUGGGCUGAUUGCUGGGGCCGUGGUCGGUGCAGUGCUGGCCGUCCUUGGAGGUGUCCUCAUGCCAGUGGGAGACAUGCUGAUUGAGAAGACCAUUAAGAAGGAGGUUGUCCUUGAGAAUGGCACCAUUGCUUAUCAGAAUUGGGUUAAAACGGGUACGGAAGUUUACAGACAGUUUUGGAUCUUUGACGUGCAAAAUGCGGAAGAAGUAGAGAAGAACAGCAGUAACAUUAAGGUUAAGCAAAGAGGUCCUUACACGUACAGAGUUCGUUAUCUAGCCAAAGAAAAUGUGAUCCAGAACAGCACAGACCACACAGUGUCCUUCAUGCAGCCCAACGAAGCUGUGUUUGAACCCUCGAUGUCCGUUGGCAAAGAGAGCGAUACUUUCACGGUUCUCAACUUGGCUGUUGCCACCGUACCUCAUCUUUUUACAACUUCGUUCAUUCAAGGGAUGCUCAAUCUGAUUAUCAAAAGAUCAAAUUCUAGUAUGUUCCAAACCAGAACUGUAAAAGAAUUACUGUGGGGCUAUUUAGACCCAUUCCUACAAAUGGUUCAAUACAAUAUUGAUAAAACAGUGGGCGUGUUUUAUCCGUACAAUGGUACUGCAGAUGGAGAGUACAGAGUCUUCAAUGGAAAAGAUAAUAUCAGCAAAGUGGCCAUAAUUGACACUUACAAAGGGAAAAAGAACCUCUCCUAUUGGCCAAGUUACUGCGACAUGAUUAACGGUACAGAUGCAGCCUCAUUCCCACCUUUUGUUGAGAAGUCUCGAGUCCUACAGUUCUUCUCUUCUGACAUCUGCAGGUCCAUCUAUGCUGUGUUUGAGUCUGAAAUCAAUCUGAAAGGAAUCCCUGUGUAUAGAUUCGUUCUCCCCGCCAAAGCCUUUGCUUCUCCGGUUCAAAAUCCCGACAACCAUUGCUUCUGCACGGAAACAGUUGUAUCGCAUAACUGCACCUCCUACGGUGUGCUGGACAUUAGCAAAUGCAAAGAAGGAAGACCCGCAUACAUUUCGCUCCCUCACUUUCUACAUGCGAGCCCCGAUGUGUCAGAGCCCAUCGAAGGUUUGCAUCCAAACGAGGAAGAACAUAGGACAUACUUGGAUGUUGAGCCUAUAACUGGAUUCACUUUGCAAUUUGCAAAACGCCUGCAGGUCAACAUGUUGGUCAAGCCAGCAAGCCGAAUUGACGCAUUGAAGAAUCUGAAGAGGAAUUAUAUUGUCCCUAUACUUUGGCUCAAUGAGACGGGUACCAUCGGGGAUGAGAAAGCAAAAUUGUUCAAAAAGCAAGUGACUGGAAAAAUCAACCUCCUUGGCCUGGUUGAGACCAUCUUACUCAGCGUCGGUGUGGUGAUGUUUCUGGCUUUCAUGAUUUCCUACUGCGCGUGCAGGACAAAGAAAGCGAGAUAGAAAACAAGAGAGCUCAGCUUUGUGAUCCACUGAAGUCUUUGGUUAUGGACCUACAGAAUGAAGAUUCGAUCUGCUUUAAUUCUGCAGUACUUGCCUUAUCUUUUAGUUGAAGAAAUGAUGGCACUCGUAUUUUUUUUUUGUACCAAUCAGUGGUACAAUUCUGAAGAAUUGUUAAGGUGUCACUGAAAUCCACGCUUCGAAUGAAAGCCAGUGCAUUUAGAACUCAUGGCUCACGCAGUUGAGUUGAUUUUUGUCUCUGCAGCCCUCAUUCCGGCGUGACCACUGCGAUGAUUGGUUCUGAUUUCACAGUCAGGUCACUGGUGGCAAACUCAUCAACGUUCUCAGCAUAUCUUGAGCUCUGAACCCCUGCAUCUUCCGCCUCAAGCACCGUCAUUCUGGGAGCCAUCCUGCAAAAUUUCGUAGCAUGCCAACUGCAGGCCUGUCAGUGCCUUGAACCACAGAUAUUCUGAGAGACAUUUGAAGAUGAAAGAUAGAUGGCUGACUUGUGGGCCACGCAGUAGGCAGAACCUUUCUUUCUUUAUGGAAUCAUCCAUAGAGCAGUAAGCAAUAUUUCUCUUUUCUUUCUAACAAUGGUUUAUAUGGUUUGGGUCACCGAUUAUGUAAAUGGAUGUCAUUUCUAGCACACUUUUUAACAUCUAAUAUUUUAAGGACUUGGUCAUAUUACCAUGCUCUGUGUCUCUUCUGCAAAUCAGAUCUGGGCCUCCGUGCUCAGAUGUAACUUACACCUAGCAAACGCAGUAAGCUGUGUAUUAAGAUAUAAAAAUGAUAUCGGAAUUACUGUGCAGAUAAUUAAAGAUAGCAGCAUUUGUGUUCAUAGUUAUUCGUUGUAAUGUUUUACGCUUUUAUACGCAUUUUAGAAAGACUUGGUUUCAACCAAUAAAAGAUGCUUUUCCUUAAAUUACUUCA
Molecule: messenger RNA, 2743 nt
Organism: Ochotona curzoniae (black-lipped pika)
Lineage: Eukaryota; Metazoa; Chordata; Mammalia; Lagomorpha; Ochotonidae
Gene: CD36
Product: CD36 molecule
Exons: 15
Coding region: 398-1816 (472 amino acids)
Biological process (GO): amyloid-beta clearance by cellular catabolic process; lipid storage; long-chain fatty acid import into cell
Cellular component (GO): cell surface; cytoplasm; caveola
Molecular function (GO): low-density lipoprotein particle receptor activity; scavenger receptor activity; low-density lipoprotein particle binding
Source: RefSeq, a predicted model, not a curated record